This is a messenger RNA of Opisthorchis viverrini, 2990 nucleotides long. RefSeq lists its product as hypothetical. The transcript has 10 exons. Gene Ontology annotation, cellular component: Cdc73/Paf1 complex. The record is from RefSeq and is a predicted model, not a curated record. Bases 1 to 2487 code for a protein of 828 amino acids. NCBI's taxonomy places the organism in Eukaryota, Metazoa, Platyhelminthes, Trematoda, Opisthorchiida, Opisthorchiidae. Gene Ontology annotation, molecular function: DNA binding; RNA polymerase II C-terminal domain phosphoserine binding.
AUGAUCCGACGCACCUUCUCCCGUAUUACUCGCAUUGACUUCCAAAUACUCAUUGAGGCCUACGUCAGGCCGCUCCUGGAGUACGCCAGCCAAGUUGUCUACUCAGGACGUACGAAAGACGUCACCCUCAUUGAGCGUGUCCAGCAGGCCGCCACGAGAAUGGUUGCGGGCCUCAAAUCCGUGGACUUCGAAAUGCGUCUCGCGAUGCUUGAUAUCUUUCCCCUGGAGUACCGUGGACGACAGCCGCUGACCGACAAGAACAAAACCGACCCGGAAAACUUGGGCAAAAGCCUCGAUCCUGUGUAUCAAUCUUGGUCGCAGAUGCAGCGGAAAUCGAAGAAGAAAAAACAUCACCCCAAGAUGACACGCGUAGAGAAAAAUGUCGUAAAUCUUGAGGAAGGUGAAAUAUCCAGCGACGAACUGGACGACGAUGAGGACGAUGGUCUCGACGAAAACCUAAUUGGGGGUGAGGAUGAUAAACGGAAGCUGGAAAAAAUGAGUGAGAAAGAGCGGGAGGAAGAACUUUUCAGAAGAGCAGAACGACGGGAUGCUAUUCAGGUAGAACACGUGAUAACGGCACGUCGCGCAGUUAAACAAAAGCUGAAAGAAAGGCGAGACAGGGAGCGUGCCGAGAAGGCAUCUAAUUCAACCGCUGUGGAUAGCCAGAAACAAAAGCGGCAGUCUGCGUACGCCAACGUCUUUAGUUCGGAUAGUGAUGAGGGUGAGAACACUGAUUCCAGUGGUGCUGGCCCUCGUGGUCUUCGUCAAAGAAAAUUAGCUCUGGAGAAGAAAAAGGAAGCACACAGUCACAAGUUCAACGAGCUGAUUGAACGUCGACGUCAGCAAGCUGCCAAGAAGCGUCGUAUUCAGUCCGGAUCGGAGGACGAAACUGCUGCGCGAGCUACUACGACCAAGCGGUCAAGCGCUGCAAGCAGCUCCUCUGAAUCAGAGACAGAUGAAAAAGCGAGGAAGUCCAGGGACUCUGGGGGAAAGCAUGGUGCUACCUCAAUGUCUCAACGGAUUUUCUCUGACGAAUCAGACUCCACGGAUUCCAGCCGUCCAGGCGCCCGACCUCAAGCACGACGUGCCAGUCUCUCCAGUUCUUCUGGAUCCCAACAGUCCGGUUCUUCCAGUGAAGAUGACGCACGUGGUCGUAGCCGUUCUCCCGAGGAAUCACUGGUCUCUUCCGUCGAACAACUGUCCAGAAUCCGAUUGUCCCGUUUCAAACUGGAGAAAUGGGUCCACAUGCCCUUCUUUGACUCAUUGGUCAAAGGCUGUUUUGUUCGGAUCAAUAUUGGAUUAAACCAAGGCGUGGCCGUUUACCGGUGCGCGGAAAUUGUGGACAUCAUAGAGACACCGAAAAUCUAUGACCUUGGGGAAACCCGCACCAACAAGGGAAUGGUUGUACGUGUUGGCAAAGAUCAGGGCACUUUUCGGCUGGCAUUUGUAUCUAACUCCGAUUUUCUCCCGGCCGAAUUCGAGAGCUGGUUGCGACGGAUAUCCGAUGCCAAUAUGAAACCGCCAACACUGGCUUUUGUCAGCGAGAAAGCGGCCCAAAUCCAGGAUGCUAUCAACAAACCGAUCAAGGAUGAACACUUGGUGGAGCAGAUCAUCCAAUCAAAGAAGCGAUUCCAACGAGCUCCCACCAACUUUGCACUGCGCAAGGCCGAGCUACUCAAACAGCGUGAACAAGCUGAGGUCGAAGGUGACACACUGGCUAUCCAGCGUAUUGACGCCGAGUUGGAAGACAUCGAAACCCAGGCCGAACGUAUCGAUCGACGAAGAACCAUGGGUUUCAAAUCCAUCACUUCCAUUAAUCAACGCAAUCGGAUUUUGAGCGUACAACAAGCGGAAGAAGCGAUUCGCAGAGAAAGUCGCGAGGCUCAGAAAUCGAAGGAAGAGGAUCCCUUCACUCGAGUUCACUCCCAACCUGUGAUUGUUACGAAGAAAUAUCUGGAACAGCUGCGACACAAGCGAAUAAACAAAGAUGCCCAAGGUGACAGCCAAGUUAGCUUGGAUAGUACGGCCAACAAUGGUUCCAACCCCGGCUUUCCAAACUCCGCCUCGACCAACAUGUUACUCACUCCGACCGCGCGUAUUCCCUCCACACCCGGCCAAGUCGGUGGAACACCAUUUCCAAACACUGCGGAACGAGUGAAGUGGACCAUCGAGGACGAGCCGAUCAGCUUGUCCACACCGCAAGAUUCACUUCACGCAAUCCACAACUUUGAAAUCCACAUUGACCUGGACUUGGAUGGUGCCGGGGACCAACCGUCAUUCAACGACUCGAGAACCACUCCGUCCAAACCGAAAGGCUUGGAUCAUGACGCACAGUCGUUUGGUGGUGGUGGUGGUGGUGCGGUGAACGAUACACGGGACUCGCGUAACGGUAUCUCCACUCCAACCCUCCCCAGUGGCCCAGGAACCGGCUCUGCUCGUCGGCUUCUCAACUUGCAAGAGUAUAAGAAGCGGCUGGGACUCAUCUGACCGAAGUUUAUGCACAGUUCAGAUUGAGUUCUCACAGCGGUAGCUGCUUCAUCACCUUGGCCGUUUGUGCCUGCGUUCGCGCGUGCCUAUCCUUACAGACGACCUCAUCACUUUCGCCACUCGGCAACCCGUUGUAACGGUUUGUACAUAAUUUGUUAUUUCAUCUCCCUCCCUCAUCCAAAUCCCGUUUGAAAUUGCUGUAAAUAGAAGACAAACAGAUGACCCUAUGCUCCUGUGCCCACCCCGGGUUUUCCGCAUGCGAUCAGCCAUUGUGUUUUCGCAAUUCAACUUUCACCGAAGGGUGGUCGUCACUCUCUCGGUGUUUGGCGCUGCUGCUCGGGUUCAAUGUUUUCCUGGACUCUAUUCAGCCAUCACUUACUUCAGUCAAAAUUUGUACUUUGUCACGUGAAUUCACUAUGGAAAACAAACGAUUUGAUCCUUCUGUGGUUGCUUCGGUCGACAAUGGGAUAUGGUUUCCAAGUUUUUGACAGGAACGUAAAUGC